AUGAACUCCGAAGACGAGCAGCUCGUCAACUUUUACAACGAUCGCGUGGCGGCGCACCGCCGACUACUUUCGACGACGAGCGAGACGCUCUGGCAAAAGUUUCACUGGUCAGGCUGGAGCAUCUCGCUGCUUGUCCUGGUGGCUACAAUAUUCUACCGAUCGUAUGGCCAGGAAACAACCCUCGACGCCGUCGUCACAUCGGCCGGCAAUAUACUUCUCGAAGCGCUCAUCUUCAUCUUACCUGCUCGUCUGAUCUUUGCUCUCGACAGCUGGGUCAACCCGUCACAAUCAAUGAAUGACGGCAGCACACAUACAGCCAAGAGCGAUGCGAUGCGUCGCAUAAUAGGUCUGGACCGUCCUGGAGGCAUGAUGGCGUCAGUCUUGAAGGCGAGAAGCCGAGCGCUGUCAGCCACGGGGAAUGUCUUUGGCAUCAAGACACAAUCAGAUCGGCCACCGGGGCUAGGCAAUAUCGAUAAUUCGUGUUACCAGAACAGCAUCUUGCAAGGACUGUCGUCUCUCGACUCGAUGCCGAAAUUUUUGUCGACGUGCCUCGAGAAUUUGAAUGCGGAGCAAUCCAACAGCAGUGUGGCUCAGACACUACAAACACUGAUUACCGAUUUGAACGAUUUUGGAAACAAUGGACAAACAUUGUGGACGCCAAGGAUUCUGAAAUCAAUGAGUACAUGGACGCAACAAGAUGCGCAAGAAUAUUACUCCAAAAUCUUGGACGACAUAGAACGGGGCGUGACCACGGCAGUGCAGGAGAGUCGACCACAGCGUGGGCUGGAAAGCGGCGCACCGACCAAGGACGAUGCGACGCCCAGUGAACACAGUGAUGAUAGCGGAUACGCAACCUCCAGAUUGUCUGAGAUGAAGCUGAUCCGGAACCCGCUUGAGGGUCUACUCGCACAAAGAGUAGCCUGCAUUCGAUGUGGCCACUCGGACGGCAUUUCCAUGAUUCCUUUCAACUGUCUUACCCUUAGCCUUGGUCUGGAGAAGCAUCAGCAUGAUCUCUAUGAGCGUCUAGAUGCUUAUACCAAGGUUGAGGCAAUCGAAGGUGUCGAGUGCCCCAAGUGCACUCUUCUGAAAACGCAGAGCCUUUUGACAAGUCUCUUGAAGAAGAUGAAGGAGAGCAAUAUACCAGAAGCACAAUUCGCUGACCCGACACAACGCCUGGAGGCUGUCAAUGCUGCGUUGGAGGAGGACGAUUUCGACGAAAAGACACUCCACGAGGCCUGCAAAAUCUCACCAAAGAGCAAGGUGACGACGACCAAGACGAAACAGAUCGUGAUUGGGCGGCCACCGCAGUCUCUGGUUGUACACAUGAAUCGGUCUGUGUUUGAUCCAGCGACAUUUGACAUGAUUAAAAACUCGGCCCCCGUGCAGUUUCCCAUGACUUUGGAUCUCGGGCCGUGGUGCCUGGGCAGUUCGGGCGGCAAGACUGGCAGCGCCGAGAGCGAGGAGCUGUGGCCUACGGGUUCGAUGGCUUCUUUGAUUGCGGGGGACGGCAGCCAGUCGCGGCUCUCUGGGCCGAUUUACGAGCUGCGUGCAGCGGUGACACACUACGGGCGGCACGAAAACGGCCACUACAUAUGCUACCGCAAGUACCCGAGGUCUGCGCCGAGUAGUCGAGCUGCCAGCGAAGCUGCGGGAGCUACAGCAGAAGACACAACACAAGGAUCAACAGUACCAGUACCAGAGGAGAAGCCAGCAGAAGGGAAGGUGUCCGAGCCCAGAAUGGUAGCCAAGCAGUCAGACGAACCUAGUGAGCAAGGUGGAGAGGCUAGGUCUGAGACUGGUGCUUCAGAGGCAGACAACGAGGGUUUUACUGACACAGACGGCGAUGCCGCAGCUCAGGGUGAGAACCCAAGCGAGGCUAGCGCGGGCAGCGAGCCGACUUGGUGGCGACUUAGCGAUCAUAAUGUGACCAAAGUGAGCGAUGACAUAGUCAUGUCGCUAGCGCCAGGCGUCUUUAUGCUCUUUUACGAAUGCGUCGACCCUAGCAUGGUUCUCGAUGCCGAGGAAGACGAGAUGCAGGACGCCGAGUCCCGUCUGCCGACGAGCGUGCACUACGAGAUGACGACUCUCGACUCGCCGCCAGAGCUCAAGUCAGAGGGCGAGGCGGCGCGCACCAUGACGUCGGCCGUGUCUACGGCGGCGACGGAGACGGACGCCGACGAUGAUCAGUCGGAUAGCAGCGCAACGGAGACGGAUAAUACGACAGUGGGGACGGCCGAGUCGAUAUCACUCUCGGACAGCGAUCUGUCAGAUAGCGGCAAAGCCUGA
Molecule: messenger RNA, 2286 nt
Organism: Beauveria bassiana ARSEF 2860
Lineage: Eukaryota; Fungi; Ascomycota; Sordariomycetes; Hypocreales; Cordycipitaceae
Product: ubiquitin carboxyl-terminal hydrolase
Exons: 1
Coding region: 1-2286 (761 amino acids)
Biological process (GO): protein deubiquitination
Cellular component (GO): nucleus; cytosol
Molecular function (GO): cysteine-type endopeptidase activity; cysteine-type deubiquitinase activity
Source: RefSeq, a predicted model, not a curated record